Pollicipes pollicipes is the source of this 762-nucleotide messenger RNA. Its product is annotated as F-box/WD repeat-containing protein 7-like. Lineage: Eukaryota; Metazoa; Arthropoda; Thecostraca; Pollicipedomorpha; Pollicipedidae. The transcript is spliced from 4 exons. Gene Ontology annotation, molecular function: ubiquitin binding. The record is from RefSeq and is a predicted model, not a curated record. Gene Ontology annotation, cellular component: cytoplasm; nucleus. Bases 1 to 762 code for a protein of 253 amino acids. Gene Ontology annotation, biological process: ubiquitin recycling; proteasome-mediated ubiquitin-dependent protein catabolic process.
AUGGGAACACUGGCCAAGCUCAUCGAACGGGUGCUGCGGUUCGGCGCAGCUGUCCGUGCCUGGGUGAAGCGCUUGCGCCAGCGGCAGCCCAAGUCUUCCGAGACCGUCGCUGAGGCCACCGGCGUCGAUCUGAUCUCCCGGCUGUCGGACGAACUGCUGCUGGAGUGGGGUACCAACGCCGAGGUGUGGUCCACCGAGCGGCGCGGGCGGGUCUGCGUGCUUGACACCGACAGUGCGUUCUGUCUGGCGCGCGUCUUCAGCGAGCGCGCCAUGACCACGUCGACCGACCACGCGGCGCGUGUGUGGUGCCUGAUCACCGGCCGGCUGCUCUGUGUCAUGCCGGGCCACACGGCACCCAUCGAAGCGUUCGACCUGAGCGGGGCGUUUGCGGUGACGGGUGCCGCCGACCGGCGCAUCGGCUGCUGGGACGCUGAGACGGGCCUCUGCCGCGGCCUGCUCGAGGGCCACGCCUCGCCGCCCGUGAAGGUCAGGGUCCGCUGCUGGCGGCUGCCCUCGCUCGAACCGCUCUUCACCGCGCGCGUCUGCCUCCUGCCCGCCUACCGGAUCGUGCUGGAGCACAGCCUGCUGUUCGUGCAGGGUGAUGAACUGCUGCGCGUGUACGACGUCGAGACGGGCCAGCUGCACGAGAGCAAGCCGCUGCCGCGACUGGCGAGGGAGAUGAUGCGCGUGCACCGCGACCGGCUGCUCAGCCUUACCUACGACGAGGAUGGGGAGCUGAGCUUUCAUGUGGUGCAUGUGUAG